AUGGCAAGACUCAUUGACGACGCCGACUACAAUGCCGGCGACCCGUCUUGGAGUGUACCACGUCCACGGUCCUACUCUGGAAAUGAUGAAGCAUACAAUGGACUCCGGAUUAGGUGCGUUCCUCUAAGUCUUCCUACCAAUAUGACCAAGUUGCGAAAACAAGGUCAAUCAACUUCUGUCUAA
This is a messenger RNA of Protopolystoma xenopodis, 183 nucleotides long. Lineage: Eukaryota; Metazoa; Platyhelminthes; Monogenea; Polystomatidea; Polystomatidae. The record is from the annotation of a GenBank genome assembly.